Messenger RNA from Dreissena polymorpha, 8579 nucleotides. Its product is annotated as LIM domain only protein 3-like. The record is from RefSeq and is a predicted model, not a curated record. Gene Ontology annotation, molecular function: transcription coactivator activity; DNA-binding transcription factor binding. Gene Ontology annotation, cellular component: nucleus. NCBI's taxonomy places the organism in Eukaryota, Metazoa, Mollusca, Bivalvia, Myida, Dreissenidae. Gene Ontology annotation, biological process: positive regulation of transcription by RNA polymerase II.
AUGGUGGGAACAUACAAACAAUUUGGUGUAAAUGCUCAGCUUAAAGGCUUAUUUAGAAAAUGAGGAGUAAAUUUGACAACACUGAUAGCCAUCAAAGCGUGUUCACAUUUUAUAACCAUACAUUAAUUGAUCACAUUUUAGCCUGGAAGCCUCUUCCAGCCAAUGGACGAUACCAUACAUUUGUAUGUAGAUGGGGAUCAUGCAUUAUAUUUGCAUGACUAACAUUUUAGCUGUUUGAUAGCUGUAUAAUCGCUGUUUUACUUUCAUGAGGCAGAUUGUGGCUACUAUCAGUGAUAAAAGAUACUUUGAAACUAAUGUGACACAUGCUAGUGAUGCUCACUGGCUGGAGAGUGGGGAUGCAUUUGCAAGUGGAUAAUUGUCUCUAAUUAAUGAUAACAAUGGCGAACACUUUGCUGAUAAUUUCUCAAUUAUUCCUCUCCUUAUCACACCCUCUUGUGUACUAGUUCUAUGUAUAUAGAGAGGUUAUGAUAUGCUUACAACAUAAGAAACAAACUGCAACUGUAUAAUGACUUAAAUAUGUGUCUGGUUUUAUAGUGGUGGAAUGUUUAAUAUGAAAUAUAAUUAUUAUUUUUAAUUGUUCAACCUGAUAAUAAAACAAUAAAUACACAUUCGUUCAGAAGAAGUUAAAUUGUGUUAUACACUUAUUUAGCAUCCUUCAGGCAUAAGAGAGGAAAGCAGUCCUGGAAGUGUUAUAUAGCUAGUCAUACAAUGGCUGAAGUUUUGUGUGUGGAUGGUAUGGAGCAUGGAUCACUGGGAGACUUUGACCCUAGUGGUAACCAUGGUGAGGAUGUUGAUGUUGUAGAUGCCAUGGGAAUGGGUCCAGACUCAGACUUUCUCACAGAGGUAGACUGCUUGGAGACUGGUCAGUCUGUGCAGGAAAUAAUUGACAACCAGGAAGAUGAUGCAGAUGUCAUCUUGGAUAAUGGAAAUGGAAUGUCCUUUAGUGCCAGUGAAAGCAUGCAGAUUUCCCAGGAGGCAACUGGGUUGCCAAACAGCAAGCAGCAGGAGUGCUCAGGCUGCAAGAAGAUGAUCACAGACCGGCACCUGCUGAAGGCACUGGACCAGUACUGGCACGAGGACUGCCUUAAGUGUUCAUGCUGUGACUGCCGUCUGGGUGAGGUCGGCUCCACACUGUUUGCCAAAGCCAACUUGUUGCUGUGUCGCAGAGACUAUCUCAGGUUGUUUGGGACCACGGGGUACUGUUCAGCGUGCUCCAAGAUGAUUCCUGCAUUUGAAAUGGUGAUGCGAGCCAAGAACAACGUCUAUCAUCUGGAGUGCUUUGCCUGUCAGAUGUGCAAUCACAGGUUCUGUGUUGGUGACAGGUUUUAUUUGUGUGAUAAUAAAAUACUGUGUGAGUAUGACUAUGAGGAGCGGAUGGUGUUUGCUAACAUGACCUAUAACUACAACGCCCUCUCACAGAUAAAGCGCCAGACGAACAGUCUUAGCGACGACCUUUCCAGUGGGUACGGGAGCCCAAGUCCAAGCUCCUUGUAAGAAAUCCUCACAAGCAGCUGUUUUGUUUCUUUACUUGUGUUACAUUCUGGGUCGUUAUUGAGUAAAAAACAUCACCUAUAUAUAGGGAUGUGUGUUCAGUGGUUAUCCCAUUUAUGCCUAUAAAGCGUCUAGAAAAAAGGCCUUAGCAAACAGUGUAGACCCAGAUGAGACGCCGCAUGAUGCGGCGUCUCAUCAGGGUCUGCACCGUUUGCUGUAAGGAAUUUCUGUGAGAAAUAUGCUAGAUAUAGAAAUAAAUAUACUAGACAUCCCUACUUUUGAAAAUAAAUUGAUCCAAUUUUUAGAAGGAUGGGAGAAUCCAAUCGGCCUAAAUGGGUUAAUGAAGAUUUGGGCUGACCACACAAUUGUAACGGUGAGGGGUUUGGUUGUUGAUCAGUCAGAAUUUUAUCAGUAUUGUUAUUUACAAGUUAGUUUCUUUGUAUUGUAUGUCUAUAAUAUCUAAAUAUGUAUUGCCUGUUUAAAUAUUGCGAUAACUUGAGAGGGGCAGUUCUUAAGAACUUCCUGUGUUAUUGAUCUUAAAGUUUUGGAUUACUUAUUUAUUUCACCUUGAUUAAGCUUGUUCUAAACUUGUCAAUGUUUAUACAAUAACAUUAUCAUAUUAAUAAACAUGGUAUAAGUUUUAAAAUAUUAUUACUGAUUUUUUUUAAAGUAGUAUAAUUGUAUAAGUAUUCCACUUUUACUAUUAUUUGGAGUAAAGGAUUGUAGUGUUAUGUUUAAACAAAUUUGGCUUUGUAAAAAUGUAUUCAUUCAACAAAUAUACGAAAUAGUUGUGUCAUUUUAUUAAGAUCUCAGACAUAUAUUUUCACACACAUACAGAAAAUCAGUCUCCAAGACAAAGUCAUAAACAAGAUAAAGUUUAUGAAAGAUUUGUCAUUUUUGUAAAUACACAUAAACAGAAAAGUUUCUAGUCACUUUUUUGUUAAACUCACUAGAAUAUUUAUUUUUGUCUUUUUUUUGUUGUUGAUCUAUAACACAACUUAGUGUUGAAAUAUGCAAAGAGAAUCUUCAGCUGUAACAGCAGAAGACAAGUCUUAGUAUUCAAUGCAGUUAACACCUUGGAAUUUGAACUAAUAUAAUAUUUCUAUAAUAACAUUUUAUCAAAAUGAUUAAGUUUAAUCAAUAUAUAAUCAAUAAAUCAAUCAAUUGUCUGCUUAUUAGUAUUUUGUUAAUUAUAUUGUUUGUUAAAUUAUGUAUCAUAUUGACCAUAAAAUUAUAAUUUUAAUCAAUGUAGAUUUCCUAUUUUACCAUAUUGAUUGUGUGUAACGUGUGAUUGAGUUUAAUUAUGUAUUUCAUUACCUGAACGCUAAUAACAGAGCAUUAGAAUGUCUUUUUUUAGCUUACCUUAUCACAAAGUGCUCAAGGUUUGAAAAUGUGGUCACCCUAGUCGCACAGUGUGCAUUGUAUGGUGUGGGUUGUCAAUUUGCCAAUAUAGAGGCCACAUUGUUCAUCCGAAAUUGAUGAAACUUAGUCAGAAUGAUUAUGUUUAUCUUGACAAUAUCCAAGCCAAGUUUGAAUCUGAGAGAUGUGGGUCUAAAAACUAGGCACCAGGUAAAAUCUGAAAAAUAUGAAGGCUAUUUUUGAGUCUGGAUCAAGUGUGGUCAACAAUUAGAUCCCCUAGUCAAGUCUUCAACAAUUAUUGUUGGUUAGCUCAGGUAAGCGUCUUAGAGCCAUCAUGGAUUUUACUUGGUUAAAGGAACACUUUUCUAAAUGAAAAUCCAGUUAAAGGGGAAAGUGUCGUCCCUAAUUAGCAAGGCUUGACUGCACAGGCUAUUCUGGGACAAUACUUUAUGCACAUACAUCAAUCCUGGUUUUCCCAGAGAUAAUUGGUAUUUGAAAUGUCUAGUCUUAUACUAUGUCUAAACUCAUAUGUGACCGCUGCAACAUAAUACAUAAAUAUAUUGUUGUUAUUAUAUUUAAUAGCAUUUAUAAAAGCAAAAAAAAACACAGUUACUGCACUUCAGUUUUCAAAAUUAAUUUGCUUGAAAAGGACUGUUUGUCUAUUUAUAUUUUUUCCAUUGCAUUUUAUUGGUAGCUUUCAAUGGCAUUUGCAACUUAACAAAAAAAAUAAAAGUGGUCUUUUCAAUGUUCACCAUGUUAAGUGGGUGACAAAUUAUCAUUUGGAAUAGUAAGCUUUUAAAAUAUAUUUUUUAUAAUUGGUUUUGCUGCAGGGAAUGGCACAUGAUGUAAUUGGAAAACAUAUUUUCCCUACGAGGAAUACAAUGUUCAAUGUAUACCCGGAUGUAAUUAACCAGUGACAAUGGAUUUCAAUUGAACAUGCCAGCUAUAUUUUUUUAGAAUUUGCUCUUCAUGAAUUAUUGUUUUACUUAACAGUAUGCUAUUAGAUUUGUGUAGCAGCAGUUGAAUCAAACUGUGAUAAGCCAGGGCACAUAUUUAUUUAAAGCAUGUCCUUUUUAAAUUUCACAAUACAUGUACUUUCAAUACCAAUAUUAUUAUUGUUCUCAUAAUUUCCGUUUCUUAAUGUAACCAAUCCGGUUUUGGCUCAUUCUGUACACUGUUUGUUUUGAAUAUUUAUAUUUAUUACAUCAUGCUCUGCAGAGGGGUUGUGGAAUAUAAUUAAGGACAACUACAUGCAUUGCGUCCCAUAUUUAAGGUUGAACCAAGUUUCUUCUAGUUAAAUAGAAUUUAUUAUGUUGCAAUUACCUGCAAACAAGUUCAUUUUGCCUGCGUGUUUGAAGACCAUUUCAUUGGUACUUUUUAAUGUGUAAGCCUCCUUACAUUUGAUAUUCAGUCUUCACUUUGUAUGUACAUAGUUUAUUGUGUGCAUGUUGGGACCAAAUUUUGCUCUUUUUGGGGGUCAAAUUUUAUUGAAACUCAGUUUGUUCUCAUCAUUAAGUGGGAAUCCAGUUUGUUUCUGUUGGUUUGUUGAAAUACUUCACUUUUUUCUUGUUGGAAUGUGCACUUAAUCUUAAACAUUGCAGAUACUGGUAAAAAGUUUUAAAUUAAACUUUCAUUACAGAAAGUGAACAGUAUUUUAAUUGCCAUGAACAGAUGGCUUUUGCUUGUAUCUACAAUCUGUGUGUAUGUCAGACACUUGUCACCCAUAAAUCUGUUUAUGUGUAGCUCCCCAGAGCAGGAAGUGCUCAAAGUGAGCUAUAAAGAACGCCUUAUGUUCAGAAUCAUCAUCUAUCUUCAUGUGUCAUCAUUUUUACUUUAUCACUCUAGCUGCCACUCUUUUUAUUCAAUUUUGAUGAAACUUGGUCACAAUGUUUAUCUUGACGAUAUUUAGGCCUUGUUCAAAUCAUGUGCCACCAAAAACUACUUCACAAGGUCAAUUUUUAGAAAAACUUGAAACUUAAAUGACUCAAUCAUGAUGAGACAUGGUCAGAAUUUUUAUCUUGACAGUAUUGGCUGUGUUUCAGUUUGAGGCAGGGUUCCAAAUUACAUGAAAAAGUUCUUGAAAUCAAGGUUUGCCCUGAAAAGUGCACAAAAUAAACUGGGGUGCUUAAAUAUGCUUAUUUUUAACAUAACCUUUAAACAUUCUUAUGAAGAUUUUGAAUUUUGAUAAAAAAAUUAGUAAAUAUGGAAAACGGGAUUCAGAUUAUAAUCUGGCAUCUCCAAAAUUGAAAUAAAUUAUGGGAAUUUGUUUAGCCGGGUUUUUGAGGCAACUAUGAGAAAGAAAACAGGUGAAUGAAAUUUGACAAAUCUGGUAUUAUUAAAAAAAGAUAAGAGUGAGUUCUAGUCAUACUCUAAACUGAUUUUAUGCAAGCAUUUGUCUUACCAAAUAACUUAUGAAUAAUGGCAUAGUGGAUAUAAUGUAGGCUACAAAAUGUGUUGUGAUACAAAUAAUGGUACAAUAUCGUCUUUACCCUGAAAAUGAAGUCGUUGAAUUUUGUUGGUAAGAUUCUGUAUGAAACCUAACUUGGAUCACAUUCAAGAACUUGGUCACCUUGUUAAGUUUAAGAAAAUACUUCUUACCACUAUUUGGGCCAGCGUUUUGGCUAAAUCUUGGUCACAAUGUUUAUAUUGUUUAAUAACAAGGAUUUAAUCUUCAUUUAUCAGGAUCAAAAACUAUGACACCGGGGCAAGUCUAAGACAAUUGUUGUACCUUGAACUUAGAUGAGCGCUUCAGGGCCAUCAUUGCCCUCUUGUUUCCUUGAAUUACAACUUACAUGAGAAUGGUGCUUCAUGAGAAAACCCUUGCUUAAUCUUUGAUGUUCUUAAAUCCUAUGCACUGACAUGCAUGUUUACAUUUGGAACUUUGGACACAGAAAACACCUGUGAACAUGAAUCCCAAGCUCACCAGGUCUGUGCUGUGAUGGAUUCCAUACUGCAUCAGAUGCACUUGUUAACCAGUACAGAAACCCAACUUCUUCAAUUAUUUAAUUAAACUGAGUUUACUUCUUAAAUGUUUUUUAAAUGAUGAAAAAAGGUUCCCCAUCUGUGCAAUCUAAUAGUUAAACUGUAGUUUAAUGUAAAUUGAAAAUGGAAGUCAUUGAGAUCAUUCUUAUCAGCAACUUCAAUCUAGAAUGCAUAUUCAAAAUGAGGUAUUCAUUUUUAUACGCCCGUUUUAAAAAACGGGACGUAUUAUAGUUUCACCUUGCCAGCGGGCGGGCUGGGUCCACAGCAGUUUCCGCUCUCUAAUUCAAAUAGUUUUUAUCAGAUCUUCACCAAACUUGGUCAAAAGUUGUAUCUAGACAAUAUCUAGGUCAAGGUCGAAUAUGGGUCAUGCCGGGUAAAAAACUAGGUCACAGGGUCACUUGGUGCAUUUCAAGCAUUUAGCAUGGUGUCCGCUCUCUAAUUGAAGUAGUUUUCAUCCAAUCUUCACCAAACUUGGUCAGAAGUUGUAUCUAGACAAUAUUUAGGUCAAGUUCGAAUAUGGGUCAUGCCGGGUCAAAAACUAGGUAACAGGGUCACUUAAACCAUUUCAAGCAUUUAGCAUGGUGUCCGCUCUCUAAUUGAAGUAGUUUUCAUCAGAUCUUCACCAACUUUGGUCAGAAGUUGUGUCUAGAUGAUAUGUAGGUCAAGUUCAAAUAUGGGUCAUGGUAAAGUUAUCAAUUUGUCCAAAGCCUUAAAACGGGCGUAUCUUGUGACAGUUUGGCACUCUUGUUAUUAUGUAUGACAGCUAUAAAUGCAAUCACUCUUUUCGCCUGGUUUUGUGAAUAUUCCUAUGAAAACUAUUAAUGUUUUUACAAGUGUUGAUAUUCUAAAUUACAAUAAUGCACUUGUCUGUCUUUAAAACAAUGUCAGCAAGCAUUACUCAAAUCCUUGGCUGAGCAGUGGAUAUGUGAUUAAAACAAAUUUUCUGAAUGUUUCAUAAGCAAUAAAUUAUUUUCAGCAAUUUCCAUAAAUCAGCCAUACUAUACAGCCAUAUGCGGCCAGCAUAGCUUAUGACCAGCAUGCGAAACUGCGCAGUCUUGUCAGGCUAUAUCACGCAAAUGCGCAGGCUGGUCUGUAGCUGAAUUGGCUGCAUACACAAUAAAGCCCAUUUUUGUAUGAUGCAUCUCAAUAUCUUGUUUUAUUGCAAUAAGUCUCGGCACACAAUCAACCCAUCUCUUCUCCUGUGAUUAAAGCUUGUUUGUCAGCUAAUUCCAACAGAUCUAUAAUUCUUAUCAUGCGAUUUUCAAGGAAACAGUGUAUUUUCUGAGUAUCUUUGCACGUGGAAUGAGACAAUAAGUUUAAGUUUGAUUGAGCAAAUACCAAGUACAUGAAAUCACUUAGUAUUUCAAUAUUCCAAACUGAACUUCUGGAUGGCACGAUAACAUGCAAUAUUGCUUUUAAAAUUCGUAUCAUCAACAAAUGCAGAAUAUUAUUUGACAGUCUGUCAUUCAUGUAUGUUUUUUCACACUCUAUUAAUGCCGACAUCAAUUAUUUCAACAAGUAUUAAGUUGAUAAAUAAUUGCUUUUUCUUGAAUGUACUUUAAUUGUGCUGUCUUUUGAUUAAAUUUGAUGUACUUUAGAUGUGCUGUCUUUUGAUUAAAUUGAUAAAUUAUUGCUUUUUCUGGAAUGUACUUUAAUUGUGCUGUCUUUUGAUUAAAUUUGAAAAAUUAAUACUUUUUCUGGAAUGUUCUUUAAUUGUGCUGUCGUUGGUUUAUCAUUUUAUAUAACAUUUUAUUAUAACAAACCUAAGGGUAAACAAAAGAUGUGUUUGUCAGAAACACAAUGCCCCCUUAUGCACAGCUUUGAAUUUUUUUUUAAUGUGCAGCUCCAUGCGAUACACAUGCAUGCCAAAUAUCAAGUUGCUAUCAUCAAUAGUGCAAAAGUUAUGACCAAGGUUAAAGUUUUGGGACAGACAGACCGACAGACACAUACAAUGACAGACAGGCCAAAAACAAUAUACCCCGAUCCUUCAAUCCGGGGGGCAUAAAAAACUAGCAUUCAAUUUUGUGAUGGUACAUUGGUAACUAGCUAUAAAAGUUAGCAAUAAUAAGUUACCAGUUUAAUUUAAUACUCAGAAAGUUACUUGUUUAAAAGACUAGAAAGAUUUGUUUUUAUUUCUGCAAGUUUCUUAAACAAACCUGCAAUACACAUGAGUAGUUGGUGGUGUUACAGAAUACUACUGGGUGACAGAAAUAUUUUUUAUAUAAACUUUUAAACAUUAUUUUGAAAUUAAAUUUAUAAUAAAAGAUCCCUUCACUUAUGUAAUUUUGUUACUUAGUGUAUCCAAUGUAAAACAUUAAACAGUUUACAAAUCCCCCUUAUCACUUAUCUACCGUGAGUGAGUAUUUUUUAAAUUGUUCAAUAAAUAAUAACAUAGAAGUUAUAGGUGUUGUCGAAUGCAAAUGCUAUAUCUCCAUUCUGUAUUUUACUUGUAAAGCAAUCAUUUUUGUCAUGUAACUUUCCUGUGAUUCAAAGGUGUACUGGAUUCCACAUUGAACUGUAUUUUGUUGGGUUGUUAAAAUGAUAUGCAUUUUAUUGGUAGCUUACAAAAUAGAUUCAUCAGUCAAAGUUCACUAGAUUGUCCAAUUUUUUUUCCUUCAGAAUUGCACAUAUUUGAAGAUGUUUUAUUAUAUCUGAUAUUUUAAAUGUAUUUAUGAGAAUAUAUUAUUUGUUCUAUUGUGAUUUUGAGAAUAAAAAUAUUGUUUUGA